Punica granatum (pomegranate) is the source of this 1236-nucleotide messenger RNA. NCBI's taxonomy places the organism in Eukaryota, Viridiplantae, Streptophyta, Magnoliopsida, Myrtales, Lythraceae. The record is from RefSeq and is a predicted model, not a curated record.
UGUCUUUUCUAUCUUAAAUCAACUCUCCUCACGUUCUCCGUGAAGUCGACGAUGAAGAAGCUGUUGGUGGCCGAGGAAGACGAAGGUCGAGUGAUCAGUCAAGAUGAAGAAGGCUGUCGACCCAUUGUAAAGAAGAAGCGUAUGCAAUUCUCUGCUUCGGAGAUGGAGGAAUGGGAGAAACCUCUGUCGUCCGAAGAUUUUACUGAGGAAGAUACUGACGGUUGGAUCAAGUGUGACUUCUUAUUUUGCACAGUGAAACGUUACAAGAAGCGAGAACGGCUAAUGAGAGAGAAGAGGUUGAAACAGAGUACCCUGUCCCGCCCGAUCGACGUCUACUCCAAGACUGAUGCUGCUGCUAAUGAGAAGCAGGAAAAUUCGAAGGGAGGGCCAAAAUCGAAACAAUCUAGGGGAUGCGUCAGAGAGAAGAAAAAGGCCAGCGACGUCUUUGAGAUGAAAUCAGUACGACUGAUCGACGAAGAACGCCAGGAGCCUACACAAACCAUGAUAAAGAGGCCGAGGAAGGCUGCUGUCGGGACGCCCGAGCCAGACAGGGAGAUCCCUCAGGACAUCAAGAACAAGAUUAUUGAGGGCCUGGGAGGGAUGCUUCUCAGGAACAGCAUCGAGGGCAGUGGAGGAACUGACAUUCUACUUGUCUGCGAGAAGUAUCUGACUGCGAGCGACGUCAAGAAAGAAGAAAGCCGUCUCUUGAUGCCCGAGUCGGUGAUCAAAUCGUCCUCGUUCCUGAAUGAUCAAGAGCGGGAAUUACUCAAGACCCGUGUCGGGAACACGAACAAGAUGAGAGAGAUUCCGGUCAAACUGCUAGAGCCCACCCUCACGAGUUGUGAUCUGGGACUGAGGAGGUGGGAGAUGAGGAAGAACGGGGGCAAGUCCUCCACGGUCUCGUACGUGCUUGCUCGCGGGUGGAAUGGAGUGGUGGCGCGGAAUGAUCUCAAGAAGGGCGAUCUAGUUCAAGUGUGGUCAUUUCGGGUCGGGCUGGAACUUGGUCUCGCUAUGAUCGCAAAGCAUAAUUGAGGGAGAAUAGAUCAGAUCACGUAUGAUCGAUCAUUGUCAGUCGGCCACUAAUUUGCAUGCGGAUCUAGAGCUGAAGGAUCAAUUGAUUAGGGUUUCAGGUUAAAUCUUUAAUUUGUCGUGUCUUUUGGCUCCUAAGUUCUUGAAUGGCGGCUUCUUACUUAGUUCGAAUUCAUGUGGUGACGAGAGAAAGACUCUGACGUCCAC